AAAAAAAAAAUGACUACUCGUACUCUACUCUUAACAAACCGAGUCUCCCUACUCGGAUCUAUCGUCUUUAUAUUCAACAUUCUCAUGGCGAUCCGAAUCACUCUCUCUCGCUCUAUUCAACCCAUCUGCUUACAACGCCCUGCUUCUUAUCCGCUCAUUUAUUCCAAACAUCUUCGAAAAUCCCUCCCUUGUCCCCUCUGGUCCUCUUCCUUCUCGCUCUGCCUCAAAACCCUACGCAAGUCAACCACCCCCGUCCGCUCAUUUUCCGCCACAUCGACGGCCUACGAUCCUCCUCCGAAGAAGAUGUCGACGGCCGAUGACAAUCCUCUGUUGAAGGACUUCGAUUUCCCACCGUACGAUGUUGUUGAAGCCAAGCACGUCCGUCCUGGAAUUCGUAGCCUGUUGAAGAAACUCGAGAUUGAAAUGGAGGAGUUGGAGAGAACGGUUGAACCAUCGUGGCCGAAGCUGGUUGAGCCGUUGGAGAAGAUUAGUGAUCGAUUAACUGUCAUUUGGGGUAUCGUUAGUCAUCUUAAGUCCGUCAAAGAUUCUUCCGAACUCCGUUCCGCCAUUGAAGAAGUGCAGCCAGAGAGAGUUGAGUUUGAGCUUAAGUUGGGACAGAGUAAACCAAUUUAUAAUGCUGUUAAAGCUAUCAGAGGAUCUUCUGAUUGGGAGGCAUUAAGUGGUGCUCGUAAACGCAUAGUAGAAUCGCUAAUAAAGGAGGCAAUUUUAAAUGGUGUGUCUCUUGAAGAUGAUAAAAGAGAUCAAUUUAACAAAAUUCAACAGGAGUUGGAAAGACUAUCUCAAAAAUUUGGGGAGAAUGUGUUGGAUGCCACAAAGAAGUUUGAAAAAUUAGUAACAGAUAAGAAAGAAAUUGAAGGAUUGCCGGCUACGGCACUUGCAUUGGCUGCACAAACUGCUGUGUCUAAGGGCCAUGAAAAAGCUACUGCUGAAAGUGGGCCAUGGGUGAUUACGUUGGACAUUCCAAGUUAUAUGUCUGUAAUGCAACAUGCACAAAACCGGGCUUUACGUGAGGAAGUCUUCCGUGCAUAUGUAACACGUGCUUCUAGUGGAGACCUGGAUAAUACAGCAAUUAUUGACCAAAUUCUGAAGCUUAGGCUGGAAAAAGCUAAGCUUCUUGGUUACAAUAAUUUUGCUGAGGUAAGCAUGGCAACCAAAAUGGCUACUGUUGAAAAAGCAGAGGAACUCCAAGAAAAGCUUCGCAGUGCUUCCUGGGAUGCUGCAGUUCAAGAUUUGGAAGACCUCAAACAUUUCUCAAAAAAUCAAGGGGCUUCAGAAGCUAACGAUUUAGCCCAUUGGGACAUUAGCUUCUGGAGUGAGAGGCUUCGUGAAUCGAAGUAUGAAAUAAAUGAGGAAGAAUUACGCCCAUAUUUCUCAUUGCCUAAAGUUAUGGAUGGACUUUUCAACCUUGCAAAGAUGCUUUUCGGGAUAGUUAUUGAGCCAGCUGACGGGUUAGCUCCGGUUUGGAACCAUGAUGUUAGAUUCUACUGUGUCAAAGAUUCCUCAGGCAGUCCAGUUGCUUACUUCUAUUUUGAUCCAUAUUCUCGUCCAUCUGAAAAAAAUGGAGGUGCUUGGAUGAAUGAGGUCCUUUCUCGAAGUCGUGUUUUAUCACGUGACGGUGCUUCUGUUAGAUUGCCUGUUGCCCACAUGGUGUGUAAUCAAAUGCCACCAGUAGGGGACAAGCCAAGUCUCAUGACAUUCCGUGAGGUGGAGACUGUUUUCCAUGAAUUUGGUCAUGCUCUUCAGCAUAUGUUGACCAAGCAAGAUGAGAGUAUGAUUUCUGGUAUUCGAGGCAUCGAGUGGGAUGCUGUUGAAUUGCCCUCUCAAUUCAUGGAAAAUUGGUGUUAUCAUAGAAAUACUUUGAUGGGCAUUGCGAAGCACUAUGAAACUGGGGAAAGUCUCCCUGAAGAUAUAUAUCUGAAGCUCCUUGCAGCUCGCACGUAUCGUGCAGGCUCCAAUAGUCUUCGUCAGUUAAGAUUCUCGGGUAUUGAUCUGGAGUUGCACACCAAGUAUGUUCUUGGUGGAUCCGAAUCAAUAUAUGAUGUUGAUCAGAGGGUAACUAAAAGAACACAAGUGCUCCCCCCAUUGCCAGAGGACAGGUUCCUUUGCAGUUUCAGUCAUAUAUUUGCAGGUGGAUAUGCAGCUGGAUAUUACAGUUACAAGUGGGCAGAGGUGUUGUCAGCAGAUGCUUUCUCAGCAUUUGAGGAUGCCGGAUUAGAUGACGAGAAGGCCAUUAAAGAAAAAGGACACAAGUUCCGAGAAACGGUACUUGCUCUUGGAGGUGGGAAAGCACCACUCGAGGUUUUUGUGGAAUUCCGAGGGCGCGAACCUUCUCCAGAGGCACUGCUCAGGCACAAUGGGCUAUUACCAGUCACAGCCUAAGUUCUUAUGGUGAAUUUCUGUUUAGUUGGUUUACAGGUUUUUUAGGGACCUGGAAGUUUCCAUCCUAGUUUAACUAGUUCAUGGUUUUACUACAUUUAGACUGAAGUACAAUUCUACUGCCUACAAUUAGUGUGCAAAAAUGAACUUUAUGAAGUGCUUAAUAAAAGAACAGAAGUGGCUUUUUGCCCUUUCAACAACAGAA
This is a messenger RNA of Cornus florida, 2602 nucleotides long. Its product is annotated as probable cytosolic oligopeptidase A. The coding region runs from base 10 to 2400 and encodes 796 amino acids. Lineage: Eukaryota; Viridiplantae; Streptophyta; Magnoliopsida; Cornales; Cornaceae. The transcript is spliced from 17 exons. Gene Ontology annotation, molecular function: metalloendopeptidase activity. The record is from RefSeq and is a predicted model, not a curated record. Gene Ontology annotation, biological process: proteolysis; peptide metabolic process.